GCGGCGGCUGCCGCCGGGGGCUCAGGGUGCAUUUAUUUGCAUGCGCGGGCGCGCGCUGUCCGGGCUGGGCGGGUCGAGCGCUGUUUGACUGCCCCGCGGUCCUGAGGCGGAGAGCAGGAGGUGACAAGUGGACGCUAAUGUUUUAUCCUUGGGCAGAAGCAGUGAGGGAGCCGGAGGUGAGGAGGCUGGGCCGUCAGCGACCCGCCAAGACUUGAAGUAGCCGCGGCGGCGUCCGGAGUGGCGCUGGGCUCCCGCGGGGUCCAGCCGCGGCCGGGGAGGAAGUACCGGGCGGAGCGGCCCGCCUCCCUUUGUGUCCAGGGCCAGGGGCCACCGGAGGGCGGCCCGCUGGCCGCGUCUCCCCUCGGCGCCCCGGACUGUGGGGUCUGGCUGUGGGGUGGACGCCCACCUCUCCGCCCCUCUGAGGUCCCAGGAGACCCAGGUGAGGCACUUGUGAGGCGGGGACCUGCCCUGGGGCACAGCGUACUCGGAGAACGUGAAUUCCACGUCGAAAGCCACUUUGCCAUUCCCCUCCACCAGCCUUGAUUCUCCCAGUCUGUCCCCGCAGGGCUGCUCUUCCCAGUAGGACCUCGGUGCCAAAGUUUGGCUCAUGGUUGACAGCUCAGACAGAGAAAAAUUUGAGGGAGAAUGGACGCAAAAUCUCGGAAUUGUUUGCUUCAACAUAAGGAAGCUCUGGAAAAGGACAUCAAGACACCCUACAUCAUGGAUCACAUGGUUGGUGAUGGAGUUUUAACAACAUUGGAGGAGGAAGAAGUAAGAAAUGAGCCUACUCAACAGAAAAGAGCAGCUUUACUAAUUAAAAUGAUACUUAAAAAAGAUAAUUAUUGCUACGUAUCAUUCUAUAAUGCUCUGCUACUUGAAGGAUAUAAAGAUCUUGCUGCCUUUCUCCAAGAUGGCAUUCCUGUUGUCUCUUCUUCCAGUGACAAAGAUUCAGUUGGUGGAAUAACUACAUACGUUAGGACAGUUCUGUGUGAAGGUGGAGUACCACAGAGGCCAGUCGUUUUUGUUACCAGAAAGAAGCUGGUGAAUGCAAUUCAGCAGAAGCUCUUCAAAUUGAAUGGUGAACCGGGAUGGGUCACCAUAUAUGGAAUGGCAGGCUGUGGGAAGUCUGUAUUAGCGGCAGAAGCUGUUCGAGAUCAUUCUCUCUUAGAAGGUUGUUUCCCAAGUGGUGUGCAUUGGGUUUCAGUUGGGAAACAAGACAAAUCUGGGCUUCUGAUGAAACUGCAGAAUCUUUGCGCACGGUUGGAUCAAGAUGAGAGUUUUUCCCAGAGGCUUCCACUUAAUAUUGAAGAGGCUAAAGAUCGUCUCCGCAUUCUUAUGCUUCGCAAAUACCCAAGGUCUCUGUUGAUCUUGGAUGAUGUUUGGGAUCCUUGGGUGUUGAAAGCUUUUGAUAAUCAGUGUCAGAUUCUUCUUACAACCAGAGACAAGAGUGUUACAGAUUCAGUAAUGGGUCCCAAAUAUGUAGUCCCUGUGGAGAGUGGCUUAGGAAAAGAAAAAGGACUUGAAAUUUUAUCCCUUUUUGUUAAUGUGAAGAAAGCAGACUUGCCAGAACAAGCUCAUAGUAUUAUAAAAGAAUGUAAAGGUUCUCCCCUUGUAGUAUCUUUAAUUGGUGCACUUUUACGUGAUUUUCCCAAUCGCUGGGAUUACUACCUCAGACAACUUCAGAAUAAGCAAUUUAAGAGAAUAAGGAAAUCUUCAUCUUAUGAUUAUGAGGCUCUGGAUGAAGCCAUGUCUAUAAGUGUGGAAAUGCUCAGAGAAGACAUCAAAGAUUAUUACACAGAUCUUUCCAUCCUUCAGAAGGAUGUUAAGGUGCCUACAAAGGUGUUAUGUAUUCUCUGGGACAUGGAAACUGAAGAAGUUGAAGACAUACUGCAGGAGUUUGUUAAUAAGUCUCUCUUAUUUUGUGAUCGGAAUGGAAAAUCAUUUCAUUAUUAUUUACAUGAUCUUCAAGUAGAUUUUCUUACAGAGAAGAAUCGCAGUCAGCUUCAGGAUCUACAUAAGAAGAUGAUCACUCAGUUUCAGAGGUAUCACCAACUACAUACUCUUUCACCAGAUCAGGAGGAUUGCAUGUAUUGGUACAACUUUCUGGCCUAUCACAUGGCCAGUGCCAAUAUGCACAAAGAACUGUGUGCCUUAAUGUUUUCCCUGGAUUGGAUUAAAGCAAAAACAGAACUUGUGGGCCCUGCUCAUCUGAUUCAUGAAUUUAUGGAAUACAGGCAUAUACUGGAUAAAAAGGAUUGUGCAGUCUGUGAGAAUUUUCAAGAGUUUUUAUCUUUAAAUGGACACCUUCUUGGACGACAGCCAUUUCCUAAUAUUGUACAACUGGGUCUCUGUGAACCGGAAACUUCAGAAGUUUAUCAGCAAGCUAAGCUGCAGGCCAAGCAGGAGGUCGACAAUGGAAUGCUUUACCUGGAAUGGAUAAACAAAAAAAACAUCAAGAAUCUCUCCCGCUUAGUUGUCCGCCCCCAUACAGAUGCUGUUUACCAUGCCUGCUUUUCUCAGGAUGGCCAGAGAAUAGCUUCUUGUGGAGCUGAUAAAACCUUACAGGUGUUCAAAGCUGAAACAGGAGAGAAACUUCUAGAAAUCAAGGCUCAUGAGGAUGAAGUGCUUUGUUGUGCUUUCUCUGCAGAUGACACGUUUAUAGCAACCUGCUCAGUGGAUAAAAAAGUGAAGAUUUGGAAUUCUAUGACUGGGGAACUAGUACGUAGCUACGAUGAGCACUCAGAGCAAGUCAAUUGCUGCCAUUUCACCAGCAAGAGUCAUCAUCUUCUCUUAGCCACGGGGUCAAGUGACUUCCUCCUCAAACUGUGGGAUUUGAAUCAAAAAGAAUGUCGAAAUACCAUGUUUGGCCAUACAAAUUCAGUCAAUCACUGCAGAUUUUCACCAGAUGAUAAGCUUUUGGCUAGUUGUUCAGCUGAUGGAACAUUAAAGCUUUGGGAUGUAAAAUCAGCAAACGAGAAGAAAAGCAUUAAUGUGAAACAAUUCUUCCUAAAUUCAGAGGACUCCCAAGAGGAUAUGGAAGUGAUAGUGAAAUGUUGUUCAUGGUCUGCUGAUGGUGCUAGGAUAAUGGUGGCCGCAAAAAAUAAAAUUUUUCUUUUUGACAUUCAUACCAGUGGCCUAUUGACAGAAAUCCACACAGGCCAUCACAGCACCAUCCAGUACUGUGACUUCUCCCCGCAUAACCAUUUGGCAGUAGUGGCUUUGUCCCAAUACUGUGUGGAGCUAUGGAAUAUAGAUUCAUGUUUAAAGGUAGCAGAUUGCAGAGGACAUUUAAGUUGGGUUCAUGGUGUGAUGUUUUCUCCUGAUGGAUCAUCAUUUUUGACAUCUUCUGAUGACCAGACAAUCAGGCUCUGGGAGACAAAGAAAGUAUGUAAGAACUAUGAUAUAGUGUUAAAGCAAGAAGUAGAUGUUGUGUUUCAAGAAAAUGGAGUGAUGGUCCUCGCAGUUGACAAUAUAAGACGUCUACAACUCAUUAAUGGAGAAACAGGUCAGAUUGAUUAUCUGACUGAAGCUCAAGUUAGUUGCUGUUGCUUAAGUCCACAUCAUCAGUAUAUUGCAUUUGGAGAUGAAGAAGGAGCCAUUGAGAUUUUAGAACUUCUAAACAACAGAAUCUUCCAGUCCAGAAUUCGGCACAAGAAAGCCGUAAGGCAUAUCCAAUUCACAGCUGAUGGGAAGACUCUUAUUUCAAGUUCUGAUGAUUCUGCAAUUCAGGUGUGGAAUUGGCAAUCAGAGGAGUAUGUCUUUCUGCAAGCCCAUCAGGAAACAGUGAAAAGCUUUAGGCUCUUGAAAAAUUCAAGACUGCUUUCUUGGUCAUUUGAUGGAACAGUGAAGAUAUGGAAUAUUUCUACUGGAAGAAUGGAAAAAGACUUCAUCUGUCAUCAGGGUACGGUACUUUCUUGUGAUAUUUCUCUUGAUGCUACCAAGUUUUCGUCUACCUCUGCUGACAAGACUGCAAAGAUUUGGAGUUUUGAACUGCUUUCCCCUCUUCAUGAGUUGAGGGGCCACAACGGCUGUGUGCGCUGCUCUGCCUUCUCUGUGGACAGUACCCUGCUGGCGACUGGAGAUGACAAUGGAGAAGUCAGGAUAUGGAAUGUCUCCAGUGGUGAGCUUCUCCAUUUGUGUGCUCCGAUUACAGAAGAAGGAGCUACUACCCACGGAGGCUGGGUGACUGACCUUUGUUUUUCUCCAGACAGCAAAAUGCUUGUCUCUGCUGGAGGAUAUCUUAAGUGGUGGAAUGUUAUCACCGGGGAAUGCUCACAGACCUUCUAUACAAAUGGAACCAAUCUUAAGAAAAUACAUGUGUCCACUGACUUCAAAACAUUUGUGACUGUUGAUAAUCUUGGUAUUUUAUAUAUUUUACAGAUUUUAGAGUAAAAUAGUUAAGUAUUAAUACUCCUUGUUUGUCAUUUAUCUGUUGAUUAGAAGACUGAUGUGAAAUAUUCAAACUAAAUCCAUCAACCUUUCUAUCUGUGCUGUAUCAGGUAAGUGUAAAUUCAAUUCUAUCAGAAUUUUCUGAGUGUCUCCUCAGUGUGUCUCUGUGAUGGUUGCUGCCCGGUGUGGCUGGCAUGGAGAAGAUCCUGUAAAAAAGAGAAUUCAUUUAUUUAUUUUUUCAUUCAUUUGUUUAAUAGAUACUUAUUGAGCUCUGUUCUGUGUAUGGCGUUGUUGUAGGUAUCGGGGAUACAGGAGGGAGCAAAAUAAAGUCCUUGUCCUACUGCACUUGGGGGCCAGGGAGAUAGGUGGUGUGUGUAAAUGGGGAGGGGUUCAUUCAGAAGGUGACACUUGAGUACAGACCUGAAGGGUGUAAGGGAGUGAGCUAAUGCAUCUAUCUGGAAACCAUUCUAACGUGAGGGUAUGGCAAGCGCAAAGACUCUGGAGCGGGACAGGCUGGUGUAUCCUGGGACAGCGAGGAGGCUGGCAUGGCUAGAGAAGAGUGAGUGUGGGGAGUCUCACAGGAGAGGUGGGCGAGGGGAAUUGGGGCAGCACUGGGGACUGCCUCCCAGGCCCCAGUGAGGACUCUGGCUUUAUCUGUGAGAUGGGAGUUAGGGUAGGAGUUUGAGCAGUGGUGUGAUCUGAUGUCAGCUUUAACUUAAUCACCCCGGAAUGGGACUGAACUGGGAAUCAAUUGAAAAGGGGACCGAUGAGAAGCUUUUGUAAUAAUCUGGGCAAAACAAGAGGGUGGCAGCAGUAGAGGUUGUGACAAGUUGGAUUCUGGAUAUAUGUUGAAGAUAAGAGUUAACAGGAUUUGCUGAUGGAUGAAGGUGAGAGAGGCAAGAUAAGAAUGAUGCCAAGGUUUUGGCCAGAGCCAGUGGAAGAGCAGAGUUACUAUCAGCUGAGAUGAAGACCAUGAAAGGAGCACGUGUUCAGAUGCAGCAAGCUUAGGAUGCCCAUUAGACAUCCGAGUGGGGAUGUAGGGUAGGUGGGUGGAUAAAAGAGUCUAGAGUUCAUGGGAAAAGGCCACGCUGGAGAUAGAGAUCAGAGUCACCAGUGAGUUGAUGCUAUUUGAAACCACAGGACCGGAUGAAAUCAGCAGUGAAGUAGGUGUAGAUAGAAAAGACAGGAGGCCUCAAGACUAAGUCCAGGGCAGUCUGGAGGUUAGUGGGAUGAACCAGCACAGGAGAUUGAAGAGGACCAGCAAAGACUAAAAAUAACAGUUUAGUGUGGUGAGUGCGUGCAGCCGGCGUGGGUUCCUUAACUCAAUGUCAUCUUGGGCAGAUUGCUUUAUCAGUUUGUCCACCCCCCCAUCUGUCCUAUGUGAGCAUUUAGUGUGUACCAGGUGCUGUUUUAAGCAGUAGACAAAAUAAUAAGUAAAUAACGUUUUAGCUGUUAGGAGAAUAUGGGGUCAACAGGUAAGAAGACAAUAAGCCGAUAGCAGCAGUUGUCUUAUCUGUGAAAUGAGGGUCUGUCCCUCCCUCAGGGUUGUUGUGGGAUUUAAUGAGAUAUUGUUAUCUCACUGCCUGCAGUGCCUGCACCAAGACAGUGCUCAGCGAUCCGUGGUGUCAUUUGGGCUCCCUCAUCUUUGCCUGGCGACAGCCCCAACUGCCAUCUCUGCCUUUAGUCAUGCCCCUCUGCGUGAUCCUUCCAGAGUGUUCAUCUGAAUCAUGUUUAACGUCUCUGUUUAAACUUUAACCGUGUUUACACUCCUCUGUUUCAAACCCUGGACCUGCUCUGUGUUUGCUUCUGGAGCUGAGUGUGCGCGGUUCUCUCUUCCACACUGCCCCUCCACCUUCAUCAGUUUUCUUUGCCCCCAACUCCUUACCCUUCACGUAUUCUUUCAGACCACCCUCAAAGGCUGAAGUUCUGGCAGGGCCUCUCCUAGCACUCUCUUUUGUCUUGGAAUUGCUUGUUUACUUAUGGGGUCCCCAGUAGAUCUAAGCUCCUUGGAAGCUGGAUCUGUGCCAGAGUCACGCAUGAGCCUGACACGUGGUUAGCACCUCAGGAAACACUUGUUGGGUGACUGAAUUCCUAUAAGCCCGUGCGCUCCUCGCGCAUUCUGUGUUACUGUGAGGCUGUCAGAUGAAGAGGUAGCAUACACCAGCAUUUUCUCUACCUUCCUGUUUUAGUUUGGCAUUUUACUGUGAAACAUCACUAGGGAAAAGUAAAACUUGACUUGGAUAAAAGAGGUUUGCUACCAAAUUAUGUGAAAUGAAUAAACACAUCCCUGAAAUGUUUUAGUCAGCAAGUAUGUCCAUCUAUUAUUCAACAAACGUUUUAUAUUAUAAUUUACUUACUGACUUUUACAGAAGGAGAAAAUGAUAUUGUCAUAAUUCUUAGUCUCUGAAGAUUGUCACUGGCACAGAGUCUUUGCUCAUAAUUCCUCCCCUUAGGGCUGCGGAUAUACUAUACAGUUAUUAAAAUGCCCGCAUUAGAUCAUCAGCUGCUCUUGGGCUAUGAGUUUAACUAUAAAAGAAUUAUUGUGUAUGUUCCACAUGGAAGGGGCAGAAGAAGUGGGUCAGACACCGGCCCCUCAGAGACCAGGCCUUUGUAGUCGUUUGGCAUCCACAGUUACUUGCUCCUGAGUCAGAUGAAGUUGUAAGAAGACCAGAACUUGGGAAAUUUUCAUUUCAAUUAUGAUUCAGGAGAAUGAGUUGCCGCUGUUUAUUGUAAAUUCAUUUAUGAGGUCAGGCCCCCAGAACUGGGAAUAUUGCUUAUCAUAUGGAAAUGAAUAGAAAAUCUGCCUCUGUAAUUUCCCAUGACCCAGAGCUAGAAUAUGUAAGUAGAGAGGGCAUUCGAGGCCUGCGUUUGGGGCCGGUGGUUCUGAGCAACUCAUCAAACUGGAAAAUACUCAGCAGGUAGUGGAGACUCCUGCUUAGUACCAAGGUGGCUGUUCUGAGAAGUGAGAGCAAACGUCCACAGUCAUGCAUUCAGAUACUUAGUGCCUGUCUACUCUGGGCACUGCCCAGCCCUCAUUUUGUCUUCACAGUAGUUGAGUGGAUUUGCAGACUAUGCAUCUCCAGUUUUUAGAGGAAGAACCAAACUGCAGACAGCUAAUCUGUGACAAAGCUGGGGCUAGAAUCCAUAUGUGAUUUUCUUUAUAGAAAGGCCCAGACUCACUGGGCUGUAAGUCGAGUGUCAGUUACAGUUGGAAGUAGAAUACUCCUGGGUUUAGUGGCAGAGGAACUCCAGUCUAGGGGUCACGAGGCUUGGGCUUUAGCAGCUGGGGAAGAUCAUUCAUUAGCUUAUGUGAUGAGUUUGGAGAUGUUCUCAUUUCUAAUUCACUUUGAAUUAGCAGUGAUUCUGAACCUGUCACCUUGAGUUUAUUGCCCUAUUCUCUGUCAACUAACUUUCUGAGACGUAUCCUUUUUAGGAGGAAGGAAGGGAAGCUACUGUUUGAAGGCCUUUUAUGUGCCACGCCCUGGGCCAGGCACUUCCCAUACAUUAUUUAAUUGAAUCCACACAACAGUGCUGCAAGAUGUUAUCGCUCUUUUGUAGGUGUGGAAACAGGUGCAGAAAGGUUAAGUCACUGAGGCCCCACAGCCAAGUGGUGGAGCUGGGUUUUCGGUCCACAGCCAUCUGCUCCUCUGGGUAACACUGCCUGUACCUCGCCACUGAAGCCCCUGGGCUGGAGGCUCCAGCAGCAUCAUCUCAGCUCUGCAUUUCACUCAUUCAUUACUCAUUUCACGCAUUCACUUCAUGCAUAUGAUGCAUGCGUCAGCACUGAGCUCUCAGAGAAGAUACCAGACGCUGUCUCUGCUCCUGAAGAGCUUCUACUUUUGGUAUCUGAUUAACCCAUCUCUGUGCCUACAGAUUGCUCUUUGGAAAAAGCAGCUGGAGCCAUUCUGAUGGGAGCCAGUGGACGGCAGGGGUCGGGGGAUGCAUUGGAUUUGCCAGUACUUGGGGCCACUGCCCAGGCUGCUCUCAAUUCUCAGACGAUGCAAGCACUGAGCAGGGAAGGUGGCAGCCCUACUGUCACCUUGCCCUUUGCAGGAGCUUGUUUCUACGUUGAAAGUCUUAAGGGGCUCAUUUCAAAUUAGUGUCAGGCCCAGGGUCAGUGGAUCCGUGAGCUUGAGGAGUUCAAGACUAGCCUGAGAAACAUAGUGAGAGCCCCCAUCUCUACAAAAACUAGAAAAAUUAGC
Lemur catta (Ring-tailed lemur) is the source of this 8591-nucleotide messenger RNA. It is a transcript of the gene APAF1, whose product is annotated as apoptotic peptidase activating factor 1. Gene Ontology annotation, molecular function: protein binding; ADP binding. Gene Ontology annotation, biological process: regulation of apoptotic process; apoptotic signaling pathway. NCBI's taxonomy places the organism in Eukaryota, Metazoa, Chordata, Mammalia, Primates, Lemuridae. The record is from RefSeq and is a predicted model, not a curated record. Gene Ontology annotation, cellular component: apoptosome. The transcript is spliced from 28 exons. The coding region runs from base 646 to 4392 and encodes 1248 amino acids.